UCUACUGCAUGGUUUUAAAUAAUAUUUUCCUCUUUUUCUUUAUUUAACCAACCUUGUGCCGUUUUGGUGCUUAAUUAUAUCUAUUGAUGUUAACUAACCAUUAAAUUAGGAGAUGAAACAAUAAUGCCAUAAUCCUAUAUAUCUUGUCCUGAAAGCAAGGAAUUGCAGUUAGAUAGUGUCAAUGUUUUUAUUCUAUAUUUAUUUGCUUGAAACAUGUUUUUUUUAACAGAUGUCUUGUUUUAGACAAAAAAGGUAUAGAUGUAUGCUUGUUUCAGCUAUGAGUGUGUGUGUGAAAUGUUAUAUAUUAGAUGAAUAUAUAUGGCUUGCAUUUGUGAGCAGGCACAAAACACCAUGGCUUCUGUGUUGCAGCUCUUCUACAUACAAUUCUCCUUCGUUGUUAUCUGUUGUAUGGCGUCAAAACCAAGCGUUCAGCCUUACAUUGUUUACAUGGGGAGUUCUUCGAGUUCAAGUGCAAGCGAUGAUGACUCGUCCCAUCUACAGCUGCUGUCAUCCUUGUUCCCGAGUGAAGAGGGUGAAAGAAGAUUCUUGUUGAACUCCUACAAUCAUGCUUUGAAGGGAUUCUCUGCUAUGCUUACAGAGACUGAAGCAUCUGUUUUAUCUGGUUGCGAUGAGGUCGUGUCGGUCUUCCCUGAUCCGGUUCUGAGACUCCACACGACGCGUUCCUGGGAUUUUCUUGAAGCUGCAGAUUCGGAUUCUAGAUCAAGUUUCCCUUGUGAGCAAAAGUCAGUUGAUGUUAUCAUUGGAAUCAUAGACACAGUCAUCUCAGCAUCCGAUGCUAGGAACUGCAUACCGGGCUCUCUUGAUUACACCAAGGUAGCUAGGAAGAUCGUCGUGUGCAUGAACGACGAGGCCAACGUUUCAAGGAGGAUAAAGAAGCUAGUAGUGGAAGAUGCCAAAGCAAAAGGGGUGAUCAUAAUAGAUGGAGAUCAAGAGGAAACUUCCCCUUUUGAUGCAGGCACAUUUCCUUUUGCAGAAACUGGAGCAACAUUAGGCUCUCAAAUCCUCCACUACAUCAACUCCACUAAGAAUCCUAGUGCAACUAUACUUACAGCUACAGAGAUGAAGGGGCUGAGGCCAGCUCCAGUUGUUGCAUCCUUCUCUUCGAGGGGGCCCGGGGGGCUCACCGAGAACAUCCUCAAGCCAGACAUCAUGGCACCUGGUGUGGCGAUUCUUGCAGCAACAGUGCCAAAAAUAGAAGCAAACUACGGUGCACCGGGGAAGAAACCCUCUGCAUUCGCCAUCAAGUCCGGCACCUCAAUGGCCUGCCCCCACGUCACGGGCGCCAUGGCCUUCAUCAAAUCCUUACACCCCCACUGGAGCUUCUCCGCCAUCAAGUCCUCAUUGAUCACAACAGCAUCAACCUCAAACAACAUUGGAAAAACAGUGUCAAACACCUCAGACUCUCCUGCAAAUCCGCACCAAGUGGGAGCAGGGGAGAUAAGGCCGAUCAAAGCUCUAGACCCCGGACUAGUAAUCGAGACGAGCACCACCGAUCACCUCUACUUCCUCUGCUACAAGGGAUACAAGCAGCGGACGAUACGGUCGUUGAGCGGGACGGGCAACUUCAGCUGCCCGGCUGGAGGGGCCGCGGAGGAGCUGAUCUCGAGCCUCAACUACCCGACCAUCUCCAUCGGCAACCUCAGCCGCCGAGACGGGCCAAGGAAGGUCAAAAGAGUGGCGACCAACGUGGGGUCGGAGAGCAACGCGACGUACGUGGCGUCGGUGGACGCGCCAGCCGGGCUGGUGGUGAAGGUGGGGCCGAGCAAGAUGGUGUUCCGGCAGGGCGCGGAGACGGCGGCGUUCAAGGUUUUCUUCGAUGGGAGGCGAGCGGCCAAGGGCUACAAUUUCGGACAUGUCUCGUGGUUUGAUGGAUCGCACAUUGUUCGAAUUGUAUUUGCAGUUAACGUUGUCUGAUCAUGCAUUUUUUUUUACUUACACAGUUGUUUUUUAAAUUAUGUUUAGUUUAUAAUAGUAGUAGAUUUAAAAAGUAUCCAUUCACCAUUUACAGUGUUUUUUGGCAUAGAGAGCACAAUUUGCAAUUUAUAGUAGAUUUUAAAAGUAUCCAUUCACAAUACAGUGGUUUUUUUUGGCA
Molecule: messenger RNA, 2113 nt
Organism: Salvia splendens (bonfire salvia)
Lineage: Eukaryota; Viridiplantae; Streptophyta; Magnoliopsida; Lamiales; Lamiaceae
Product: subtilisin-like protease SBT5.1
Exons: 8
Coding region: 319-1935 (538 amino acids)
Biological process (GO): proteolysis
Molecular function (GO): serine-type endopeptidase activity
Source: RefSeq, a predicted model, not a curated record